Molecule: messenger RNA, 1678 nt
Organism: Microbotryum saponariae
Lineage: Eukaryota; Fungi; Basidiomycota; Microbotryomycetes; Microbotryales; Microbotryaceae
Source: the annotation of a GenBank genome assembly
AUGUCUACAAACUCGACCAAACGGGCCGCUUUCGCGGUGUUGCAGUUCUUGCGCUCGUCGACGCAGGACGGCUCGAUCCGCGCUGACGACGCCGAAGGAAUCGAAGUUGCCAGUUGAGUCGAACACGCGGCCAUGAGCUUGGUGGAAGAGGACAUUCAGCUGACUCUCUCCAGUUGUCCAUCUUUCACUCUGGCUGUAUUCGUUGCGUCGAAUCUGCCCCCCCGCUAUUGUCCCGGCCUCUCCCACACACGUCAUUGCCCGACCCCUGCGCCACCCCACCCCACGUGAACAUCUCCCCUUGAUUCGUCCUACACCAGGCCAAUGCAUCUCUGAAGCCUUCGGUGUCGACUUGGACUCGGACUCGGACAGCAAGGCGUACGCGAUCGCACCCGAGACGCUCGUCAGUGUAUUGGAGAAGCACGCCGCGACCGCUGCCAAAUCGGUCAGUUUGUGGACACGGGGGACGUGCUUGCCUCAACGAUCAGGAGGGCUUACUGCGACGUUUUCUUUUUUUUUUGUUUUUUUGGCACGAACCCAGACCCCUUCCGCCGAAGCUUCCUCUUCGACGGGCUCAAGCGAAAAGAAAACCGCCUCGGCCGCUGACAAGGUCGCAGCCGAGAAGGCCAAAUCCUCCGGCAAUCAAUUGAUGGCCGCCAAGAAAUACGACGAAGCGAUCAAAGCCUACGGUGAAGCGAUCUCCCACGACCCCAACAACGCCGUCUAUUGGUCCAACAGGGCCGCAGCGUACUCGCAAUUGCAGGACCACGCUUCGGCGAUCGAGGAUGCUCGACAGGCGAUCAAGAUCGAUGCGAGCUUCUCCAAGGCUUAUUCGAGGUUGGGGCAUGCGUUGUUCAGUUCGGGCGAGUACGAGGAUGCGGUUGGAGCGUAUGAGAAAGGCCUCGAAUUGGACCCUAAUGUAUGUGCCACGGUUCGAGGGCCAUUGAACCCCAAGCAGGUUGAUUGACAGUCGCUGAUCUUGACCCUACACAGAACGCGGUGAUGAAGUCGUCCCUCGCAACGGCCAAGUCACGCAUCCCGACGACCUCAGCUGACGAUGGCGACGAUGAUGAGGAGGAGGCUUCCCCGUCUGCUGCGGCAACUCGAGGUGCCCCCGGUGGAGGUGCAGGAGGGAUCCCCGGCUUCCCCGGUAUGGGCGGAGGUAUGCCCGACUUGGCUUCGCUGAUGAACAACCCGGCGAUUAUGAACAUGUGCGUCGCAUCAGUCCUGAACGAAAUGCCUUCCAACGGCGUAGUUGCUGAACGGCCUCCAUUUCUCGUAUGCUUACCGAUCACAGGGCCUCGCAAAUGAUGCAGAAUGGUGGUCUUGAGCGGUGCGUUUUUCACCAGCCUCGUAGAUCUGAGGAACCAUCGCGCUGACGUCUUCUUUUCUGCUGUCGGUGCAGCCUGAUGUCGAACCCCGCUAUGAGGAGUAUGAUGGAAGGUGCCGGAGGAGCAGGCGGUGGAAUGCCCGACAUCAACGCAGUAAGUCGCUUCAAUCUCAGAAUUUCAUCUGCUCCCAACUGACCCCUCGUCGACUUCGGCUCUCUCUCUCUCUCUCUCAGCUGAUGUCGGAUCCUACGAUGCGUCAAAUGGCCGAGCAGUUUGGUCGCUCGAUGGGAGGUGCAGGUGCAGGAGGCGCAGGAAGUGGGGGUAACAACAACAACAACAUGUAUUCGUAG